Synchytrium microbalum is the source of this 915-nucleotide messenger RNA. RefSeq lists its product as uncharacterized. Gene Ontology annotation, cellular component: checkpoint clamp complex; nucleus. The transcript has 6 exons. The record is from RefSeq and is a predicted model, not a curated record. Lineage: Eukaryota; Fungi; Chytridiomycota; Chytridiomycetes; Synchytriales; Synchytriaceae. Gene Ontology annotation, biological process: DNA damage checkpoint signaling; DNA repair. The coding region runs from base 1 to 915 and encodes 304 amino acids.
AUGGCUGCGAAUCCUGCUGAUGAUGAUAACAUCUUGCUGGCCAAGGUCGAGAAUGUUAGAUCUGUCGUAACUCUGCUCAAGGCAAUCUCAUUCAAAAACAAAACAAUCUGCGAAAUCAACGAUCAAGGCCUAAAAUUCACAACCGAAGAAGCUCAUUGUGCUCAAGCCCACGCAUAUCUAAAAUCUCGCUUAUUCGAUGAAUACCACUACACUCCAGAUCAGGACGAAACAAGAACCAUCUUUGCCCUCGACUUGGAAGACAUGAUUGAAUGUCUCACUAUAUUUGGAGGCUCGUCGCUCGUCCCAUUCGCCACAAACAAGGAUGGAAGUACUACUGGUGUUGGUGCUGGCAGUGGCGGCGGGAAUGCACUGUAUGGGAAUAGAGUCAAGGAGAAUAAUGUUACGUCGUUGAGAAUGUCGUUCAAGAGGUCUAGGGAGGAGUUGACGCUCAUGCUUGAAGAUGGAGGUGUCUUGACUGUCUGUCGUCUACCUACAUCCGACGCUGAAAGCAACCUUGAAAUGGAUCAAGAGUUUAGAAAUCAACCCCUGGUUAGUAAAGUCAUUGUAGCGUCCGAAUGGCUCAAGAAUAGCUUUCAUGAGACUGACAGGACUGCUGAGUAUGUAUCCCUCCUCAUAUCCCCUGAUGCUCCAUACUUUCGAAUAUCGGCAAUGAGCGCACCGGGUGAAACUCAAAUGGACUAUCCUAAAACCUCGGAUGUGAUUGAAGCAUUUCAGUCCGAUGCUACGCAGUUGUUCAAGUACAAGUAUCAGAUGCUAGAACCGUCAUUCAAAGCAUUGGCCUCCUCUACAAAAACCGCAUUGAAGAUUAACCAGAUUGGAUUGCUCCAUAUGCAGUUCCUAAUACCAACUUCAGAAACCGACACGUGCUUUGUCGAAUAUCUGGCAAGCUCUUAA